AUGUAUUAUUUCUUGGUGCCUAGUGUUGUCUACGUGUAUGAUGAUUUCUUGGUGCCUAGUGUUGUCUACGUGGAUGAUGAUUUCUUGGUGCCUAGUGUUGUCUACGUGGAUGAUGAUUUCUUGUGUGUGGAUGAUGAUUUCUUGGUGCCUAGUGUUGUCUACGUGGAUGAUGAUUUCUUGGUGCCUAGUGUUGUCUACGUGGAUGAUGAUUUCUUGGUGCCUAGUGUUGUCUACGUGUAUGAUGAUUUCUUGCCUAGUGUUGACUACAUGUCUAGUGUUGUCUACGUGUAUGAUGAUUUCUUGGUGCCUAGUGUUGUCUACGUGGAUGAUGAUUUCUUGGUGCCUAGUGUUGUCUACGUGGAUGAUGAUUUCUUGGUGCCUAGUGUUGUCUACGUGGAUGAUGAUUUCUUGGUGCCUAGUGUUGUCUACGUGUGGAUGAUUUCUUGGAGUGUUUCUUGGUUUCUUGCCCUAGUGUUGUCUACGUGGAUGAUGAUUUCUUGGUGCCUAGUGUUGUCUACUGAUGAUUUCUUGGUGUCUAGUGUUGUCUACGUGGAUGAUGAUUUCUUGGUGCCUAGUGUUGUCUACGUGGAUGAUGAUUUCUUGGUGCCUAGUGUUGUCUACGUGGAUGAUGAUUUCUUGGUGCCUAGUGUUGUCUACGUGGAUGAUGAUUUCUUGGUGCCUAGUGUUGUCUACGUGGAUGAUGAUUUCUUGGUGCCUAGUGUUGUCUAUGGAUGA
Messenger RNA from Haliotis rubra (blacklip abalone), 735 nucleotides. RefSeq lists its product as uncharacterized. The record is from RefSeq and is a predicted model, not a curated record. Bases 1 to 735 code for a protein of 244 amino acids. NCBI's taxonomy places the organism in Eukaryota, Metazoa, Mollusca, Gastropoda, Lepetellida, Haliotidae. The transcript has 2 exons.